AUUUCUUAGCCCAAGCCCACUAAACCCUAAACCCUGUGUCCCUUUUCUUCUCCGACGCGUCCUCCUCUUUUCUCCUGGGAACGAAUUGCUUCCUCUUUUCCGACGAAUCCUCUCUUCUUUUCUUCUCCGACGAAGAUAAUAGCAAAAUGGGGAAGAAGAAGCAGAAGAUAAUACUACCGCCUGACCUUCCUCCAGAAGUUCCCGAUGAAGAAGUUGAAGUUUCUGACGAGGAUCUCGAUUUUGUCCACCAGCAUUCAGAUUAUGCUAAUUUUAUGUCCAAAAUUGACACUCCUUCUCUCACCAAGCAUGUUAGUCGAGUGGCUGAUGCCAAUGAAGGAGCUCUGGAACUGUUGUAUGAGAAGAAGUUGAGGAAGAAAUUGGAAAAUAAAGAGAAAGAAGAGAAUACGUUGGAGGUUGAUCCGAUUGAUGCGCUUCCGUUGAAAACGGCGGAUGGGCAGUUAUACUACAGAAGAGUAGUGAAGGAGCCGAAAGAGGCUGCAGAAGAGUCUGGGGAAUCGAUUAAGGACCCUGCUCUGGUGAAGCCAACGAAGGCAGAGAAACGGUUGAAGACUAAGAAAUUGAGGAAAGAGGCGAAGAAACAAGCUAAGGAGGAGGAAGUGCAGCAAACUCCUCAGGAAGAAGUAUUGGAUGAAGUGAAAAAAGAUCUGACAGCUGAAGAAGCAAAUGAGAAGAAGAAAUAUAAGUUUGCUGAGUUGGGUACCACUCUACUUGCUGAUCCAGAGUCCAAUAUUAGGCUUUUAAAAGAGAUGCUGGAGAUUUCAAAAGAUGGAGACAGUUCCAUUGUCAUACUUGGGCUUAAAUCUUUGUUGGCUGUCUUCAAAGACAUCAUUCCAGGUUAUCGGAUCAGGCUGCCUACUGAAAAGGAACAAGAGAUGAAGGUUUCAAAGGAUGUUAAGAAGAUGAGAUUUUAUGAGUCCACGCUUUUGUCCGCAUACAAGGCUUAUGUUCAGAAGUUGGUAGCACUGCAGCAACAAACAGCUUAUCAACUUGUGGCCACCCGUUGCUUAUGUACUUUGCUUGCAGCAGUCCCACACUUCAACUAUCGUGAGAGCUUGUUGGCUGCCGUUGUUAAAGAUAUAAGUUCCCAAGAUGAUGUUAUAAGAAAACUUUGUUGCUCGGCCGUGAAGUCACUUUUCACUAAUGAAGGCAAACAUGGUGGUGAAGUUACUGUGGAAGCUGUAAGAAGGAUUGCAGAACUUGUAAAAAGCCACAACUGCCAACUGCAUCCAGAUUCCUUAGAAGUUUUCUUGUCUCUGUCAUUCGAUGAGGAUCUUGGAAAACCGGAAAGAUCUGAUAUGGAUAAAAAAGCAAAAUACAAAAAAUUCAAGAAGAGAAAAGGUUCGGAUGAGUCAAAUCAGAAACCGGAAAAUGACAGGAAGAAGAGUAGGAAAGAGAUGAUGUCAAAGACUAGAGAGGAGGUAAAUGCAGACUACAAAGCCGUUUCAUCUGAUCAAGAUCCCCAAGAGCGAAGGAAAAUGCAGUCACAGACUCUCUCUGCUGUAUUUCAGACAGUCUUCCGCGUACUAAAACAUACUGUGCAGCCAAAAUCUGAAGGUUCGGUACAUGGUGCAUUUGGAAGCCAUCCCCUACUCGAUCCUUGUUUGAAUGGAAUUGGAAAGUUUGCUCAUCUAAUUGACUUGGAUUUUAUGGCUGAUCUCAUGCAAUGUCUGAGAAAACUUGCUGGGAAUGGCAAUAAGUCCGCAGAUUCUUCCGAGAAUUCCUCUUGUCAGCUAACAGUGUCGGAACGGUUACGGUGCUGUAUUGUUGCUUUCAAAGUGAUGAGGAACAACCUAGAUGCUCUGAAUGUUGAUCUACAGGAGUUUUUUAUCCAGUUAUACAAUCUUAUACUCGAAUACCAGCCAGGAAGGGAUGAUGGGGAUUUGUUGGCUGAAGCCCUGAAGAUAAUGUUGUGUGAUGAAAGACAGCAUGAUAUGCAACGAGCUGCUGCAUUUAUAAAGCGGUUGGCUACAUUUGCGUUAUGCUUUAGGCCGGCUGAGUCCAUGGCUGCACUGGUCACUGUGAAGCAUCUUCUUCAGAAGAAUGCUAAAUGCCGUAAUCUGUUGGAAAACGAUGCUGGAGGUGGAUCUGUUGCUGGUGCCAUUGCAAAAUUCCAACCUCAUGUGCUGGACCCGAACCUUUGUGGCGCACUAGCUUCAGUCCUUUGGGAGCUUAACCUUCUGAUGAAACACUAUCACCCUUCUGUUUCAUCAAUCGCGACCACUAUCUCAACCAUGAACGCCAACACAAACCAGGUCUUUCGUGUCCAUGCCUCUCCACAACAAGCGUACACGGAGUUAUUAAAGGAAAACGAGUCAUUUGCCACACCUAGUGCCAUAAAAAGAACCAAUAACAAGCGAAAGGUAAGCGACAGCGUGCCUGUCCAAGGAUCAGACCUAAAUUCUUCAGAUGAAAUUGAUGAAAAUGCAAUUAGAAGUAAACUUUCCAAACACUUCUCAUUGCUACGCGAUAUCCAAGAAAACGAGAGGUUAAGAUCCGAGAUGGACCGCACAAGACAGUCUCUAAAUCUGUACGAGACGUACAAGACGCAGAAGAAGAAGAGGAAGACUAGAUCAAAUUAAGAUAACUACAUUUUCAUAGAUGUGGUGUAGUAAGAAGCAGUUUUGUAGUGUUAAAUUAUGUAGACUGUCAGAAUUUUGGUCCAAAAACACACAAUGAUACUCAAAUCUUUCAUAAUUUGUGACAAUAUAAUUUGAUUGAGGGA
Molecule: messenger RNA, 2743 nt
Organism: Salvia hispanica
Lineage: Eukaryota; Viridiplantae; Streptophyta; Magnoliopsida; Lamiales; Lamiaceae
Product: nucleolar complex-associated protein 3
Biological process (GO): DNA replication initiation
Cellular component (GO): nucleolus
Molecular function (GO): chromatin binding
Source: RefSeq, a predicted model, not a curated record